UACAGGUUUACGUCAUGUCCGAAACAUCAGCAGUUUCCUGGGACAUGACACAGUCGUUUAGACUAGAAAAACACACAUUAAUACAAGAAGAUAGCACGUUAUCGUAGAGUCGGACCGCGUUUAAAUACUUUACUGCACUUCAGGAUCGCCGGCUGAGUGAUUUUAGCUGGCUGAAAAUGGAGGCGGUGCCGCGAAUGCCGAUGAUUUGGCUCGAUUUAAAGGAGGCUGGAGAUUUUCAGUUCAGCACAAGUGUUAAACAGUUCAUCCUGAAGAAUUACGGCGAGGAUCCAGACAACUACAACGAGCCUCUGAAGAAGCUGGAACAGUUACGGCAGAGCGCGGUGAACGUGACGCGGGACUUCGAAGGCUGCAGUACGCUACGCAAAUAUUUCGGGCAGCUGCACUACCUGCAGAGCCGCGUGCCUCUGGGUCCCGGACAGGAAGCCGCCGUCCCGGUGUCGUGGUCAGACUCUCUAACGACAGAGAUCUUCUCGGGAAAAACGGUCACACAUGACGACAUUAGCUACGAGCAAGCGUGCAUCUUGUAUAAUUUGGGAGCGCUGCAUUCGAUGCUCGGGGCGAUGGACAACCGCGUGUCAGAGGAGGGGAUGAAGGUCUCGUGCACGCAUUUCCAGUGCUCGGCCGGAGCCUUCACCUACCUGCGAGACCACUUCAGCCAUAACUACAGCGUGGACAUGAGUCACCAGAUCCUUAAUCUCAACAUCAAUCUCAUGCUGGGCCAGGCGCAGGAGUGUUUGCUGGAGAAGUCCAUGCUGGACAACAGAAAGAGUUUCCUCGUCGCACGGAUAAGUGCUCAGGUUGUGGACUAUUAUAAAGAGGCUUGCCGCGCCCUGGAGAACUCCGACACCGCCUCCAUGCUGGGGAAGAUCCAGAAGGACUGGAAGAAACUUGUGCAGAUGAAGAUUUACUACUUUGCUGCUAUUGCUCAUCUGCACAUGGGAAAGCAAGCUGAGGAACAGCAGAAAUACGGAGAACGGCUCGCUUAUCUUCAGAGUUCACUAGACAAACUGUCCGAGGCGAUAAAGUUGGCUAAAGGCCAGCCGGAUAGCGUUCAGGAAGCCUUGCGCUUUACCAUGGACGUCAUCGGGGGAAAAUUUAACUCUGCUAAGAAAGACAAUGACUUCAUUUACCACGAGACCGUGCCAUCUCUGGAGACUCUACCUUCAGUUAAAGGUGCACCACUGGUCAAAGCCUUACCUGUGAACCCAACGGACCCCAGCGUUACAGGACCAGACAUUUUCUCCAAGCUGGUGCCUAUGGCUGCUCACGAGGCCUCCUCUCUCUACAGUGAAGAAAAGGCCAAGCUGCUACGAGACGUCAUGGCAAAGAUAGACAGCAAGAACGAGACUUUAGAACAAUUCAUGGACUCUCUGAAUCUGGACCCAGACUCUGUAGACAACCUGGACAUGUACAACAGCAUUCCGUCUGUACUCAUGGAGAAGUGUGCAGCUCUCAGCGUGAGACCAGACACGGUCAAGAGUCUUAUACAGUCUAUGCAAGUACUAUCUGGGGUGUUCACGGAUGUGGAGGCAUCCCUGAGGGAAAUUCGGGCGGUGUUAGACGACGAUGAAGCAGGUGACCGCAAGCUGGAGGAGGUAGCAGGGAAGCAGAGUGUCCCACCACAACCUGGUGCUGUAGCUGAGCUCCGUAGGGACCUCGAGAAAUACCUGGAGGCCCAUGAGAAAGCAAGCUUUACUAACACAGAGCUCCAUCGAGCCAUGAACCUGCAUAUUAGUAACCUGCGAUUGCUGGGUGGACCGCUGGACACUCUGAGAGAGGCCCUGCCCAGACCACAGCUUUCUGAAGAUGAAGUAGCAGGUCUCCAGACAAUGAAAAGGAUUCUGAGUAAAGUACAGGAGAUGAAAGACCAGCGCUCUUCUCUUGAGAAACAGCUGAGGGAGCUGAUCCAGCAGGAUGACAUCACUACUGCUUUAGUUACCACCGAGAGGGCAGAUAUGAAGAGGUUAUUUGAGGAGCAGCUGAAGAAAUAUGAACAGGUAAAACUGUACAUCGAUCAAAAUCUAGCUGCCCAGGAGAAUAUCCUGAAGGCGUUAACGGAUGCGAAUGUCCAGUAUGCAACAGUACGCAAAAGCCUGACUGAGACAGAACACAAAUGGAACAGUACCGUGCAAAUGCUUGUUGCUUCCUAUGAAGCCUACGAAGACCUGAUGAAGAAAUCACAAGAGGGAAAAGAGUUUUAUGAAGACUUGGAAGCUAAGGCUUCUCGCCUCUUAGAAAGGGCGAAGACCAUCUGCAAGACUAGGGAUGAAGAGAGACAAUUCAUUUUGGAUAAAGAGCUCCCAAAAAAGGUUCCUCAAAGACCCACAGCCCCAAAGCCAGCCCAGAAGAAAGCUCCAAACAUGGAUUCCUCUGGCAUAGAGGACCCUGAAAUAGCCAAGCUGAAUGCUGCUAUUUUAGCCUUAGGUGGAGACUUACCAAAAGAUCUAUGUAGUUUACCUCCUGAGCUUGCUCAUCCAAUGAUACCACCAGAUGCUUUUCAUCCAGGAACAGCUACUCUAUAUGCACCACCCAGAUUUCCUUCAAACCUACCACCUCCUGAACUUCUUGCACAAUUCUCUCGUUUUACCACACUUCCCCCAGCCCAGGCCUUUAACCACAGUCUGCCACGAGGGCCCUUACCCCAACAGCAUCAGAUUCCUCAGAUGCCCAAUCCUCAAGUCUCUCGGCUUCCUUCGGUGCCUGGGUAUCGUCCUCCAUCUUUACAAAUGCAGCCAGGUAUAUCGGGCCUACCACCUCCAAUUCGCACAUCCACCACCACUGUAGACAGUGUGCAAACACCUAUUCCCAGCUACACUCCAGCAUCAGGACAGCCAGCUAUGCCUGCACCUACCCCUGGACACCCUGUGCCCACUCCUGCAGUGUAUAAUCCUCCCCCUUCUAUGGCUUCCCAGCCUCAGUAUCUGCAUCAGCCUGGUAUUCCGGUGAGCCAGCCAACUCAGGGACUACGAGCUCCUCAACCACAUUCACAGCCCCAUCAACCAUUUCCCCAAGUUGGUGGUCAGGGCCAUCCACAGCCAACCCCACCUCAGCCAUUUUUCCAUCCUGUGCCAGGUCAGCCGCGAAUACCUGGGCCUCAACUCCCACAACAAACUCAGCCCCACUACGUACACCAUAUGGCACAACAGAGACCACCUGGACCACAUAAUCUUCAGCAACGGCCAUAUAAUAUUCACUCCACACCAUCUGCACUGCCCCAGCAGGUGUAUCCUCCUGUUUCAUUUGUUCCUGGUUGCCAACCUUUGAACACUAUUGCUCCAAAUCAAGUGCCCCAUCAUUCCAUGCAACCACAAACACCCCCUUCCUCGCAGCCAAUGCCUCAAGUUUCUAUGCCACACUUACCAAAUGUAAAACAACAAAUGCCCCCUUGUUCCCAGCCUUUUAUUCCCCCAGUCAAUCAGCAAGUACAUCCUAUUCCUCCUGCACAAGCACCGCUUUCUUCACAGCAGUUACCACUUGCAGGCCCUGGGCAAAUGCCUCCCCCCUCACAACAAAUACCCCCACUGUCUCAGCCACAAAUGCUACCAUCUUCCUCCCAAAUGUCUCCUCCCACUCAUCUGCAAAUGCCUGCAGCUUCCCAAGCCUUGCUUCCUUCUCAUCCACCAGUAUCUGCUGUUUCCCAGUCUUUACCUCACCCAUCUCGACCACAAGUGCCCAGUGUUACCCAGUCAUUACCACACUCAUCCCAGCAACAAAUCCAUCCUCCCUAUCAGCCAGCAUUUCUAGCACCCACACCAAGGGGUCCAGUCCCUGUACAGUCUCUGUUACCUCCAGCUUCUCUUCCAGCACAGUUCCCAGGGCACACCAGUGCUCUCCCUUCACUGCCCCAUGCCAGUCUCCCCUCACAACUUCCUGCUGGACCUCAUCCUUCAGUGGCCCCACAGAUGACCCAGCAACCUGUUUUGCCUCAGCACCAUCUCCCUCCUCAUUCUACACCUGUGGGUUAUCCUGGUGGUAUUCCUAUAGUUCCAAACCAGUCCACAGUUCCUCAGCAGCCCCAGGCUCGGCCUUCACAGGUGCCAUCAGGGGGGGCAGCAUCAUACCCUGGACCACAUGCUGGGAUCAUUCCCCCAGGAUCCAUCCAGCAUUCCGCCACACCAGUCAUUACACCUGGACUCCAGCCACUCCCUCAGGCUAUGAUCCCACCAUCUUCAGCUGCUCCAGGAGCUACACCAAGCAGUGUCCUACCUGCCCAGUCACCUUCUCCAUCACCGGGGCCUUCCUCACUUGGUAUGGUACCUCAGAGACCCUCUCCUGCUAUCACACCUGUUGCAGGUGCACCAAUACCACAGACUGCAACAACACCCUUGCCAACAUCUGGCCCCUUGCCCUCACCUAACUCACUUUUUCAGCACCAGAAUUCCAGUACAGAUGAUCUUCUGUCUUCAAGCCCAGAGAGCCAACAUGGUGGUACCAAAGACACUGCCAAUGUCUUACUGCCCACCAAGGCUGAUCCUCAAGAUGAACACCUUCGCAAGAAAUCAGAGGGAGUGAAGAUUAUUCAAGGUGAUCCAUACCAGGCUCCCGAGAGGGUCUCGCAGCUUUGUGCAGAGCUUGAAAGGUUUCGGUCAACUGUCCAGUCGUUGGAGCGUCCUUCGGGAGAAGGAGGUUUAUCCGAACUCGAUGCUCGAUGGAAGGAGCUGCAAGAUCAGCAAGAGAGGGAUUCUCGUCAACUGUCUAUUGCCAUUGCCCGUUGCUACACUAUGAAAAACCGCCACCAGGACGUCAUGCCUUACGACUGUAAUCGGGUUGUUCUGCACUCUGGCAAAGAUGACUACAUCAAUGCCAGCUUUAUAGAGGAUCUUUCACCAUAUUGUCCACGUCUCAUUGCAACACAGGCUCCCCUUACUGGAACUGCUGCUGAUUUCUGGCUGAUGGUCUACGAGCAAAAAGUGUCUCUAAUUGUAAUGCUGGUGUCUGAGCAAGAAGUUGAAAAGCAAAAGGUCCUGCGUUACUUUCCCUCCGAAAGAGGUCAGCAAAUCACUCAAGGCUCGAUCACACUAAGCCUGACUACCCAGAAAAACACUGCCACGCACGUGGAGCGCAUGAUCGGACUGCAGUAUAGGGAUCAAAGUUUGAAGAGAACGGUUGUCCACCUACAAUUCACUUCAUGGCCUGAACUUGGCUUGCCAGAGAGUAAAAGUAACCUCAUUCGAUUUAUUCAGGAGGUUCACGGACAUUACCUUCUCCAGCGCCCUUUACACACACCUGUUGUGGUGCACUGCAGCUCUGGUGUUGGUCGAACCGGUGCUUUCUGCCUGUUGUAUGCUGCACUACAAGAGCUGGAGGCUGGGAAUGGGAUACCCGACCUAUCCCAGCUGGUGAGGAAGAUGAGACAACAGAGGAAAAACAUGCUUCAUGAGAAGUUACACCUAAAAUUCUGCUACGAGGCAGUGCUGAAACAUGCAGAGCAGGUGCUUCAGCGUCGUGGCAUCAUUACCACCCCGAGUCAAAAGUCCACAAACAGUGUAGCAGUUAAGCAGUACUCACAGCCUGAGGCUCAGGAUAUUGUUCUUGGAGGUGAUAUGCCCAUUAGCUCCAUCCAAGCUACGGUUGCUAGGCUCAGUAUUCGCCCACCCAGUGCUGACUCCGACCAGGACCCGAACCAGGACCUAAUGGCUUCUGUUGGGACAGGUCCGGAACCUGAGCUGGCACUAGCCCAGGACCUACAGGCUCUUCCUCCCAUUGACACUGUUCCUGCCUCACUAAGUCCCCCACUGUCCUGUCCUACGUCCCCAGGUAAGAUGCAGUCCCCUUCACCUCCUAACCACCAGGAGAACGAGUUUGAUGCAUCCACACAAUUGCCAGUCUCCAACAGUAAUGCUGCACCUGAAGCAGCUCCUCCAGCAUUGUCAUCCCUGGAUCUUCUGGCUUCACUAACACCUGAAGCUUUUACGCUUGACACCGGUUGCCGGAGCAAACCGCGAAUCAGCAAGCAAAGCUUUUUUCAGGCACAGGAAGGCCAGGGUCUGCAAGGUCCUCCCAAUGGAGAUGACCCACUCAGCACUCUGGAUCCCCUUUGGACUCUCAACAAGUCCUGACUUUCUGGACUUAAUUCUGUCUGCUUAUGUCUCUGUGUUCUGUACUUCCAGAUCACGCUACCAUUUAGCAAACAUCCUUUCUUAAUUGAAUCCGUUACUUUGGAGGAGGAAAAUGCCCAGAAUCCGGAAAUCCUUAUCCAUGGCCACCUGUAUCUCUGGGACCACCUCACUGUGUCAGUUCCUCUUUAGUUUUACAUCUGCACUUUUCUGGUACUGCUCUCCGUGUUCCCAGCAUGCACACCUCUUCUGAAGAUAAGCCAGGCCUUUCUAACGGACAUCUGGUUCUCAACACCAAAAAAAAAAAACUUCAUUACUAAUGGCAUGGAAAUUAAAAGGUGGACUCUCUGAGCACUUUAAAUUUCAAAUAAAUCUUAAACUGAAAAAUGGGAUGUGAAAGAGAAACGCGAGAUCACUUUGUAGUUCAGAGCAGUUUAAGCCUUCAAAGUGCGUUUGACAAAAGGUUACUCCUUGGAUUGCAGAUUCUCCUCGUCUCACUUUGCUGCUUGCAUCAUCGAGCAAUCUGUUCAAACAAGUUGGAAAAUGAAAAUAGAAUGACAAAAUGUGCUAACUUUAUAUUAGCAGCAAGGACCAAUCCACAGAAUCACAUUUAAGUAAUGCUUGAUGCCUUCUACUAACAUUAUAGACUAACUUCUGUAGUCAGCUGUUAUUUUACGAGAAUUUGCUAAUGUUGGCUAAGUGUGCCCAUAUGCUGCGUACUCACUUUUCUUAUAACAAAUUAUAAUCUUGUAACUUAUUUCUGAUUCAACACGCCAUAACUUGAUGUAGUCUGAGUUAAUUCAUUUUGCCUCGUUAAAUGUUGUAAAUAAAUCCUUAAUUAAAAAUUCAUCUCUUCAA
Molecule: messenger RNA, 6935 nt
Organism: Clarias gariepinus (North African catfish)
Lineage: Eukaryota; Metazoa; Chordata; Actinopteri; Siluriformes; Clariidae
Gene: ptpn23a
Product: protein tyrosine phosphatase, non-receptor type 23, a
Exons: 24
Coding region: 177-6080 (1967 amino acids)
Biological process (GO): endocytic recycling; early endosome to late endosome transport; protein dephosphorylation
Cellular component (GO): endosome
Molecular function (GO): protein tyrosine phosphatase activity; protein binding
Source: RefSeq, a predicted model, not a curated record